UGGUCUUAUAUAUCCAACUCACUCACACAAGAGUUGUGCAGUACGUGUGUGCUCUCCGAUCUCAUAACAAUGGCCAUCUUCACCAAAUCGGCCUUGUUUGGCUUUGCCGUCGUCUUCUCUGUUUUCACCGGCGCGGCCAAUGCGCAGCUCUCUCCCAACUUCUACUCCACGUCUUGCCCCAACCUUGGUACCAUCGUGCGGUCGGGGAUGGCAUCGGCCGUGCAGACGGAGAAGCGGAUGGGCGCUUCCAUCCUUCGUCUCUUCUUCCACGACUGCUUCGUGAAUGGAUGUGACGGUUCCAUCUUGCUCGACGACACGCCGACCUUCACCGGCGAGAAGAACGCCGGACCAAACGCCAACUCGGCGCGCGGGUUCGAAGUGAUCGACGCCAUCAAGAAGCAGGUCGAGGCGUCGUGCAAGGCCACCGUGUCCUGCGCCGACAUCCUCGCGCUCGCCGCCCGCGACGGAGUCAGCCUGCUUGGAGGUCCGACGUGGAGCGUGCCGCUGGGGCGCAAGGACUCGCGCACGGCGAGCCAGAGCGCGGCCAACGCGAACCUGCCGGGGCCCGGGUCCAGCCUCGCCACGCUCAUCUCCAUGUUCGGCAGCAAGAACCUCUCGCCGCGGGACAUGACGGCGCUCUCCGGCGCGCACACCGUCGGGCAGGCCCGGUGCACCACCUUCCGCAGCCGCAUCUACACGGAGCGCAACAUCAACGGCACCUUCGCGGCGCUGCGGCAGCGGACGUGCCCGCGGACGGGCGGGGACAGCGCCCUCGCGCCGUUCGACGUCCAGACCGCCGACGGGUUCGACAACGCCUACUACCAGAACCUGGUCGCCCAGCGCGGGCUGCUGCACUCGGACCAGGAGCUCUUCAACGGCGGCUCGCAGGACGCGCUGGUGAGGCAGUACAGCAACAGCCCGGUCCAGUUCUCGGCUGACUUCGUGUCGGCCAUGCUCAAGAUGGGCGGCCUGCUGCCGUCGUCCGGGACGCCGACGGAGGUCAGGCUCAAAUGCAAUAUGGGCUUCUUGUUAGCUAGGUGCAUUAUCGGCGCUGCUACUCUCCUAUGUGUGCUUCCUCCUUGUCAGGCCAAGUUCACAAGCAAGUUCUACGGCAAGACAUGCCCAAAUCUGGGAGCCAUCGUGCGGUCGGUGAUGGCGCCGGCCGUCGCCAAAGAGCCGCGGAUGGGCGCAUCGAUCAUCCGGCUCUUCUUCCAUGACUGCUUCGUGAACGGAUGUGACGGGUCGAUCCUCCUGGACGACACGCCGACGUUCACCGGCGAGAAGAACGCCGGCGCCAACGUCAACUCCGUCCGCGGGUACGAGGUGAUCGACGCCAUCAAGACACAGGUCGAAACGGCCUGCAAGGCCACGGUGUCCUGCGCCGACAUCAUCGCAUUGGCAUCUCGCGACGCCGUAAACUUGCAGGUCGGUGGCCCGACGUGGAACGUGCAGCUGGGCAGGAAGGACUCGCGGACGGCGAGCCAGAGCGCGGCCAACGCCAACCUCCCGGGCCCAGGCUCCAGCGCCGCGUCGCUCGUCUCGGCGUUCGCGGCAAAGGGGCUCUCCGCGCGGGAGAUGACGGCGCUGUCCGGGGCGCACACUGUGGGGCGCGCGCGCUGCGUCCUCUUCCGCGGCCGCAUCUACAGCGAUCCCAACAUCAACGCCACCUUCGCGGCGGCGCGGCAGCAGACGUGCCCGCAGGCUGGCGGGGACGGCAACUUGGCGCCGUUCGACGACCAGACGCCUGACGCGUUCGACAACGCCUACUAUAAGAACCUGAUGGCGCAGCGCGGGCUGCUGCACUCUGAUCAGGAGCUCUUCAACGGCGGGCCGCAGGACGCGCUGGUGAGGAAGUACAGCGGCAAUGCCGGCAUCUUCGCCGGCGACUUCGCUAAGGCCAUGGUCAAGAUGGGUGGGCUCAUGCCGGUGGCCGGAACGCCGACGGAGGUCAGGCUGAAUUGCAGGAAGGUGAACUAAUUAAGUAUGGUUACGUUAUUGCGUGCUUGUGGCUAAUUAAGAUCACAAACUGAGCAGUCUAAACUCUGAACUAUGAGAAUGUGACUGAGACGAGCCCGCAGAAUGUGACUAUUAGCCACUCAAUGCUCCACCUCAUGCUGUAUCUUAAUAUGCCACGUAAGCAAAAGUCUGAUGUGGCAUCAUAUUUAAUGAAAAAAGAGAGUUGCAUGAUAUCUUAA
Messenger RNA from Brachypodium distachyon (stiff brome), 2195 nucleotides. RefSeq names its product peroxidase P7. The record is from RefSeq and is a predicted model, not a curated record. Gene Ontology annotation, molecular function: peroxidase activity; heme binding. NCBI's taxonomy places the organism in Eukaryota, Viridiplantae, Streptophyta, Magnoliopsida, Poales, Poaceae. Bases 70 to 1977 code for a protein of 635 amino acids. The transcript is spliced from 6 exons. Gene Ontology annotation, biological process: response to oxidative stress; hydrogen peroxide catabolic process.